AUGACCACCUCCUGCAGGAUGGACCUCUACAAGUUCCCCUUCGACACCCAGCGAUGCACCAUCACACUCAUAUCAUUCAUCUACCCCAUUGAGGAGCUGAGGCUGAUGUCGCCCUACAACUCCUCCACGGUGACGGAGAACUCCCGCAAGAUGUUCCAGUCCAUGGGGGAGUGGGAGCUGAUCAACGUGGACAUCAGCAGUGUCAACCUCACCAUCGGACGCUUCGUCUGGGAUCGGCUGAUCUACACGGUCAGCAUGGGCAGGAGGCCCCUCCUCUACGUGGUGAACUUCCUGCUCCCCGUGCUCUACUUCCUGCUGCUAGACUUGGCCUCCUUCUUCAUCAGCGAGCGCGGCGGCGAGAAGCUGAGCUUCAAGGUCACCGUGCUGCUGGCCAUCUCCGUGUUGCUGCUCAUCCUGCACGACAUGCUGCCCUCCACUGACCAGCACAUCCCCCUGAUUGGGAUCUACUGUCUGGGGAUCUUCUCGUUUGUGGCGCUGAGUCUGCUGGAGACCAUCUUUGUCAGUUUCCUCCUGAGGACGGGAUCUCGGAGGGCCAGGACAGCCACGAACCCUGCUGUGACCUCAGCUUUGACCUCAGUAGUGACCUCCGCCCCAGAAGGGUCACCUGACAGCGAGCAAGAGGGUAAAUGCAGGCUGGCCAGGGUCAUCGAUGUCAUCUACUUCCUGUCCUACCUCGUCAGCGUCACCAUUUUCCUGCUGUUGACGACGCUCAACUGGUUCUACUAG
Molecule: messenger RNA, 747 nt
Organism: Engraulis encrasicolus (European anchovy)
Lineage: Eukaryota; Metazoa; Chordata; Actinopteri; Clupeiformes; Engraulidae
Product: 5-hydroxytryptamine receptor 3C-like
Exons: 6
Coding region: 1-747 (248 amino acids)
Biological process (GO): monoatomic ion transmembrane transport; chemical synaptic transmission; nervous system process
Cellular component (GO): synapse; neuron projection; plasma membrane
Molecular function (GO): transmembrane signaling receptor activity; acetylcholine-gated monoatomic cation-selective channel activity
Source: RefSeq, a predicted model, not a curated record